AUUACAUACUUCAAUAAUCGGCAUAAUUGAAAUUGACAUUCUGUGUCUCAAAAUGUGUUUUUUUUCGUGCGCUAUCUGAAUGAAAUUUCAACAUUAUUUACCUAAAAACAUCUUCCAGAGAGCUCCAAAUUAUUAUCAUUUUUCUGAAUUUUCUUAGUACGACAUGAACAAGAGCAAGCAUGAAAUAAGGCUUGCAUGAUAAAAGGAAAACACGUUCAAAGAAUUUUUAGGCUUUUUUCUAGAAACUCAUUACAUUUAAUUUUAAUAAGUGUUCGCUCUACUUAAUGUUUCUAACAAAUUUGAUGUUAUGCAAAGUUGGCUCUGCGUCAUAUCACUGAUAGGCCUCAUUAAUUCAUGAUAUAUCGAUUUGUUUUGGCCCCCAUAUCUCACAUUGCACACUUUUGAGGCUGAAUCAAAUGAAUGAAUUGCAAUUUUAACCAUACAAAAUUCGUGACUCAUUUUUAUUUAGUGAGCGCAUAAAAUAAAUCUAGAAUGGAAUUUUAAAGGAUGAUGAAACACAACACUUUCAGCAGUAGUCACCAAAUAACGCACUUUAUAUUUUGUGCGAUGUCAUUCCUCCCACAAAAAACUCUUCCGCUUAAAUUAAUAGCCGAGGUGAAGCCACUGAAGAGGAUCACUCUGCGCAGAGGCAAAGAGGCGAAAGGAUCGAAGGAGCAGUAAAUAAGCAGGGCAGAAUAAAGGGAAAAAGGAAAAUAAGCGAUGGGACUAUUCUCGAAUGGAAAGUGCACCUCAACGGCCAGCUUGGUUGGCAAAACCGCCGUCAUUACCGGCGCUAACACAGGCAUCGGCUAUGAAACGGCCAAGGAUUUCGUCAAAAGAGGUGCCAAAGUUAUCAUGGCAAACAGAAACGUGGAACUUUCGGAAAAAGCGGCGAUGAAACUGCGCGAAGAAGUGCCCAAUUGUGACGUGCGCGUUGUCCAACUCAACUUGGCCUCGCUUAAUUCGGUGAAAAAAUGCGCCGAGGAAUUAUUAAAAAGCGAACCCAAAAUCAAUCUGCUCAUCAACAAUGCCGGUGUGAUGAUGUGUCCGUACUUGACUACAGAGGACGGAUUCGAGAUGCAAUUCCAGACUAAUCACUUGGGACACUUUUUAUUCACAUCGCUUCUGUUGCCACGAAUUAAGGAAAGCGCUCCAGCGAGAAUCGUCAACGUUUCUAGCACUGCUCACUUAAUUGGCAAGGUGAACUUUGAAGACUUGCAGUCGGAAAAAUCGUACAGUCCAAUAAAAGCUUACGGACAGAGCAAACUGUGCAACAUUCUCUUCACGUCCGAGUUAACCGAAAGACUUAAAGGAACCGGAGUCGUUGCGUACGCUGUGCACCCCGGCGUGGUUUCAACGGAGUUGGGGCGACAUUUGGAGGGUGGUCAAUCGUGGUUGUUGCGCAAUCUGGACUGGGCCAAGAAAACCCCCGUCGAAGGCGCCCAGACCACCCUUCACUGCGCCCUUGACGAGCGUUUGGCCAUUCAAUCGGAGAUCUACUUCAGCGAUUGCAAGCCUGGAAUGAUGAGCUGCAGCGCAAGUAAUAAAGCUGACGCUCGGAAGUUGUGGGAAGUCAGCGAGGCUUUGAUUAACCAGGCCCUUGAUUGUGUCCGUCAUUAAUCGUUAUUUUUUAAAACUGAUUUUGUCCAAGUUUUGCCUCUAGUUUCUUCUAAUAUUAUCUUUCUUUUAUAAAAAAAAAAAUUAUUUUUUUCUGUUGCAUUUUGUAUUUUCAACAAUUAAAAAAAAUUUGCAAAGUCCAUUGAAAAAUUCAUAAUUAUUGUGUGCAAUUGUGUAGAAUUUAUCCCAAAUUAAUUUAUACCUAACUAUUUAUAAUAUAAUUGGACAUAAAAACACUAAAAUGAUUUAAUUUUUUGCUCAGCAACUGUUAUGAACCAUCAAUGACUACAGGAUUUUGUCAGAUGAAUGCAAAAAUUGAUUUAAUCAAGCGACAAGUCAUGAAAAAAGAUUAAUUUCAACAAGUUUCCUAAAUUGUUAACAAUUGUUAAGAACAAUAGCUUAUAAUUAGAAUUAAAUAGGAGGAUUAAAUGUAUUAAAUACCUAAUAAAUUUCAAUUUUUUUCCAUUAUAUGAUGUGUGUUUUGAAAAAUUUAAAAAUAACUUGCUGUUGCCUCUUU
This is a messenger RNA of Neocloeon triangulifer, 2134 nucleotides long. Its product is annotated as retinol dehydrogenase 12-like. The record is from RefSeq and is a predicted model, not a curated record. The transcript is spliced from 7 exons. Lineage: Eukaryota; Metazoa; Arthropoda; Insecta; Ephemeroptera; Baetidae. Bases 721 to 1620 code for a protein of 299 amino acids.